This is a messenger RNA of Prionailurus viverrinus (fishing cat), 1428 nucleotides long. It is a transcript of the gene NPRL2, whose product is annotated as NPR2 like, GATOR1 complex subunit. Gene Ontology annotation, molecular function: GTPase activator activity. Bases 141 to 1283 code for a protein of 380 amino acids. Gene Ontology annotation, biological process: positive regulation of autophagy; cellular response to amino acid starvation; negative regulation of TORC1 signaling. NCBI's taxonomy places the organism in Eukaryota, Metazoa, Chordata, Mammalia, Carnivora, Felidae. Gene Ontology annotation, cellular component: GATOR1 complex; vacuolar membrane. The record is from RefSeq and is a predicted model, not a curated record. The transcript has 11 exons.
GGCGCCGUUGAGCAGACAGCUUGACGGGUGUGAGUGCGCAAGCGCGCUUGAUCCACCAUCCAGGCCUUCGGGCUGUUUCCGACGGGUGUUCGCAGGGGGUCCAGCCGUCAGAGACUACAGACCUGGGCUCUGCUGGCGCCAUGGGCAGCGGCUGCCGUAUCGAAUGCAUAUUCUUCAGCGAGUUCCACCCCACGCUGGGACCCAAGAUCACCUAUCAGGUCCCUGAAGACUUCAUCUCCCGGGAGCUGUUUGACACAGUCCAAGUGUACAUCAUCACCAAGCCAGAGCUGCAGAACAAGCUUAUCACUGUCACAGCCAUGGAGAAGAAACUGAUCGGCUGCCCUGUAUGCAUCGAGCACAAGAAGUACAGCCGCAAUGCCCUGCUCUUCAACCUAGGCUUCGUGUGUGAUGCUCAGGCUAAGACCUGUGCCCUUGAGCCCAUCGUCAAAAAGCUGGCUGGCUACCUGACCACACUGGAGCUAGAGAGCAGCUUCGUGUCAACAGAGGAGAGCAAGCAGAAGUUGGUGCCCAUCAUGACCAUCUUGCUGGAGGAGCUAAAUGCCUCAGGCCGGUGCACUCUGCCCAUCGAUGAGUCCAACACCAUCCACUUGAAGGUGAUUGAGCAGCGACCUGACCCUCCUGUGGCCCAGGAGUAUGAUGUGCCUGUCUUUACCAAAGACAAGGAGGAUUUCUUCAACUCACAGUGGGACCUCACCACACAACAGAUCCUGCCCUACAUUGACGGCUUCCGCCAUGUCCAGAAGAUCUCAGCAGAGGCAGAUGUGGAGUUAAACCUGGUGCGCAUUGCCAUCCAGAACUUGCUGUAUUAUGGCGUUGUGACACUGGUGUCCAUCCUCCAGUAUUCCAAUGUGUACUGCCCGACACCCAAGGUCCAGGACCUGGUAGAUGACAAGUCCCUGCAGGAAGCGUGUUUAUCCUAUGUGACCAAGCAAGGGCACAAGAGGGCCAGUCUCCGGGAUGUGUUCCAGCUGUACUGCAGUCUGAGCCCUGGCACUACUGUGAGAGACCUCAUUGGCCGCCACCCCCAGCAGCUGCAGCGCGUUGAUGAACGGAAGCUUAUCCAGUUCGGGCUUAUGAAGAACCUCAUCCGACGACUACAGAAGUAUCCUGUGCGGGUGUCUCGGGAGGAGCGGAGCCAUCCUGCCCGGCUUUACACAGGCUGCCACAGCUACGAUGAAAUCUGUUGCAAAACAGGCAUGAGCUACCACGAGCUUGAUGAACGGCUGGAAAAUGACCCCAACAUCAUCAUCUGCUGGAAGUGAGACUGGGGUGGCCUGGUCUAGGCACAUGGCUGUGGCUACUCUGUCCUGCUAAGUCUUGCCUGGUACAUGAGGGCUAGACCAGUAGACUAGUCCAUAUUGUCUCAAGGUUGACCCUCACUUCUGUGAAUAAAAUCACCCAUUUCAA